Molecule: messenger RNA, 1119 nt
Organism: Cuscuta epithymum
Lineage: Eukaryota; Viridiplantae; Streptophyta; Magnoliopsida; Solanales; Convolvulaceae
Source: the annotation of a GenBank genome assembly
CCCCUUAACAUAAUCAAUUAUCCACACUCAUCAUGUAAUAGUCGCGCACAUUAUUAUCCACACACAAAGAACAUGACACAUACUAGUAUCACAUAAAGGAGUGAAACAAGACUUCAUAGAAAUUUAUUCUCCUUUGAAGCGUCUCGUUCAAGGAGGACCUCCUCAAACUCAAAGUCACCACACUCAGCUGUUGGAGCCUUCACCAUCCACGCCGGGAAGUCAACUUCCUCUUCUUCCUCCAUGCCGUCCGACCCUUCGUACGUAUCCCUGGCCCCUGGCGAGGUUCUCCCCAUACCUAUUCGGAUUUUCAAAUAAGGAUUAAUAAACUAAUGGAUUGUUAGUUACAAAACGAUCACCCCAACAAACUGGUAUCAGAGCUCUCAUUCCUCCGGACCGAUUACAAGAUCGCCACUGUGGACGGCGCUGCGUAUGACCUAAUUCAUCUGAAGAUUGGAUAUGUCAAGCUCAAGCGGUUUUCUUGGCAAUCUGCCAGUUCUUGAUGCGAAGAACUGGGAUCGAUGGUGUAUUCAGAUGAAGGUUAUAUUCGGAUAUCAGGAAGUGCUCGAUGUAGUAGAGAAUGAAAUUUCGAGCUUGAAAGAGAAUCCGAGUGAAGCGGAACGCAAAGAAUAUCGAGAGGCAAAGAAGAGGGACUGCAAGGCCUUAUUUCUCCUACAUCAGGCUGUGGAUGAUGUACACUUUCAGAAGAUCUCCAUGGCUAAAACUGCUCAUGAAGUCUGGAAGAUUUUAGAGCAGUGUCACUCUGGUGGAGACAAGGCAUGUCAAUUGGAAUCAUAUUUCAUUGGUUAUAUGGCCAUCUCCAACAAGCACCAUCUUCAACACCAAAAUGGUGUAUUUGGCAAAAAAAUGCUCCAACAAUGACACCAAACUUCACACCACUACACCAAAUUGGGGGAGGGGGUUUGGCUUUACGCCAUAUAUGGCGCACACCAUUUCUUGCGCCAUUUUAUUUUUUUAGUUGGGGUGUCUGCUUAAAGAUUAUGGAGGCAUCAUUUGUUUAAUUGCGAACUGUAUAAGGAGUGUUUAAUUGAGAACUGUAUGGGUAAAAGAUACUCCGUAUAUUUUUUAAAAGGUAUGGGUAAAAGAGCAUUUUAUGAUAAA